ACAUGUGGCUAUCAUCCAUACACACAACACAAACACACACAAUUUACAAAACACAACCCUUUUCACACCUCCGACCACAAUCUACAAAACACAAUCCCAAACUAUCAAUCAUUCAUCAUGGGUGUUGUCGAAGCCGCUCACAAUGUGAAGAUCCUAGGCUCCGGUGACCGUACCAUAGUGUUGGCGCACGGAUUCGGUACGGACCAGUCGGUGUGGAAGCAUCUGGUGCCGCAUCUAGUUGAUGAUUACAAGGUUGUUUUGUACGAUAAUAUGGGUGCGGGUACGACGAAUCCGGAGUACUUUGACUUUGGUCGGUAUGCUACUCUAGAAGGGUAUGCGUACGAUGUUAUUAGCAUUCUAGAAGAGCUUAAGAUUUCGUCGUGUGUUUUUGUUGGUCACUCGGUUUCGGCUAUGGUUGGUGCGGUUGCUUCUAUUACUCGUCCGGAUUUGUUUUCGAAAAUUGUUAUGAUUUCGGCUUCUCCGAGGUAUUUGAACACUAAGGACUACUUUGGUGGAUUUGAGCAAGAGGAUCUGGACCAGCUAUUUGAAGCCAUGCAAUCGAAUUACAAGGCGUGGUGUUCGGGUUUCGCGCCAUUGGCGGUUGGUGGGGACAUGGACUCGGUGGCGGUUCAAGAGUUUAGCCGGACACUUUUUAAUAUGAGACCGGAUAUCGCCUUGAGUGUCGCACAAACCAUCUUCCAAUGUGACAUGAGACAUUUGUUGUGUCAUGUGGUUGUCCCUUGUCAUAUUAUCCAAAGCAUGAAAGAUCUCGCGGUUCCUGUGGUGGUCGCUGAGUACCUUCACCAAAACCUUGGUGGUGAGUCCAUCGUUGAAGUCAUGUCGACUGAUGGUCACCUCCCGCAGUUGAGCUCACCGGAUAUUGUGAUUCCGGUGCUUCUUAGGCACAUCCGUUGUGAUAUCGCGGUGUAAUUAUGUUUAGGUUAGUUGUUUGGUUUAAUUUGGUUAUUUAAACUACAAGUUGUUGAUAAAACUUCUCUUGUGAAUUUGGAAUUUGUGUGUAAUUGUGUAUGAUAUGUCUUUUCUUUGUUUUGGUACCACAUAAUGAAGCGUCCCACCUUAUCUAACUAGAUAUUAUUACAA
This is a messenger RNA of Helianthus annuus (common sunflower), 1101 nucleotides long. RefSeq names its product probable esterase KAI2. NCBI's taxonomy places the organism in Eukaryota, Viridiplantae, Streptophyta, Magnoliopsida, Asterales, Asteraceae. Gene Ontology annotation, biological process: response to karrikin. The coding region runs from base 118 to 930 and encodes 270 amino acids. The record is from RefSeq and is a predicted model, not a curated record. The transcript has 2 exons.